GAGAGGCGGGGUUUAUUUUCUUCUCUCUUCCCCCAGUCCCCUCUUCGGAAGCGGACAGUCGCUGUCUCCUUUCCCCAACUUUAUUUUUAUAUUUUACAGUAAGGCCCCCAAUGGAAGCCAAGAUGGACGACUAAGCGAAAACGCGGGUCCCCGAUUUCCCCGACUUUAUUUAUCUCGGAACUGAGUGGACCGGAUGAAAUCCAACCGUGGUUUUCUCCGCUUCGCAGGGGAGGUAGCUGUAUCCAGUGGGGAGGAAGGCUUAACCAGGGUGAGAAGGAAUGAAGUUCUCCGAACCCUGGGGAGUCCACAGACUGGCUUUUCUUCUCGAAAAGGCCAUGUCUAGGGAAGCCAAGAUGUGGAGGGUCUAUGUGCCAAAGAAGCCCUCCUCACAGGAUACAGAUAUCUCCCCGACUCAGCGGGACAAGGCCGUGUGCUGGCUGACAGAGCUCCAUGACAGACUGCUGCUGUACCCGGAGACUUUGGUGUUAGCUGUUAGCAUUCUGGAUCGCUUCCUGGCUUCCAUCAAGGCUCGUCCAAAGUACCUCCGUUGCAUUGCUAUUGCCUCCUUCUUCCUGGCUAUCAAGACCUGUGAGGAGGAUGAGUGUGUGCCCUCCCUGAGGGAGUUGGUUGUGUCCAGCAGCUGUGGCUGUUCGCCAUCCGAAAUCCUGAGGAUGGAAAGAAUCAUCCUUGACAAACUCAACUGGGAUCUUCACAGCGCCACACCGUUGGACUUCCUGCAUAUUUUCCAUGCAAUGGUGUUGUCAUGUUGUUCUGGGUUUUUGGACUCGUUGCUGGGACUGAACCGCUCUCAGCAUCUUGCCCUGCUCACACGACGACUUUACCGCUGUUUGGCUGACCACUCGCUCAUUCAGCUGAGAGGAUCCAUGCUGGCCUUGGCCCUCAUCACUCUGGAGCUGGAGAGCUGCUGCCCCGACUGGCUGGCCGUCACCAUCGAACUGCUCAGGAAGGCGCAGAUCGACACCUCAGAUUUGAUUCAAAGUCGAGAACUGGUUGCGAGUAGUCUUUGCGCGCCUCGGGCUUCCCUGCCUUCAAACACCGUCUACAUCUACCACCCACUUCGGAGCCAAACCAACUUGCAGCCUCCAGCCCAGGACUCUCUGGGGAGCAUCACUUCCUCUGUUGAGUCUUCCACGCCAGCGGCCGGAGAAGAGGAGGGGCACCAGCAGCGCUUCAGCACCACCCUGUCCACCCCCAACCGCGACAACUUGAUGGCACUCCUCUCUCCUUCCAAACCGUCGGGUCACCUCAACCGCCUGCACAAAGUCACCAUGCGCUGCAAGGCCUCAACAAAGCGCAAGGUGGAGGAGAUGGAGGUGGACGACUUCUACGAUGGGAUCAAGCGCCUGUACAACGAAGACGGUGUCAUGACUGCCGCCAUCCAAGAGGGGGCAGCACCUGCCAUGGGGACCGUAACACCAGCAAGUGCAGAGGGAGGCCUCAGGAGCCUGACGUCACAACAGGAAGGCAGCUCCUCCCCCUGCCCUCCAUUGCAGUCAAUCUGUGCCUCGUAGAAAGCGCUCCCAACUGUGCUCAUCGCAAACAACCUCCUUCCGAUCUUUUAAACCAAAAAAGCAAUCAAGUUAUUCAUGUCCAAAAGCCUCGAACAGCAAAUGUUGGAUAAAAUUCUCCAAUCAUAUUCAGCCACUGAAAUGAUGUUUGACUUCGACCUCCAUGGUUUAGUUGGUUUGGAUGAGCACAAUCCGUCCCCCAAAUUGCUUCAGGUGUCUUGAGCUCAGCUCCCGUCAGCCCCUUCAACCAGUAAACAGAGUCCCCCCCCCCCAAAAAAAAAUAAUAUAAAAAAACUGCUGCUAUUACUGUUAUACUUACAAUUGUUUGACAUAAUAUAAACAACUAAAAUCAUAAAUUUUAACAAAAAAAAGUUAACCUAAAAAUACUUAAAAGUAUCCUCUACUCUCUUGUGUUUGUCAAUUUUUAUUUGUUUUCUCCUUCAAUUUGUCAUGGUUUUACUCUCCUCUGCUCUCUUCCUUUCUACAAGUGUGUCACAAUCCAACUUUUGAAUGUUUCUGUGGGGUCACUGAACUUCUCACUCGUAAUGAGAACAUUACAAGAUUUAGCAAAGAUCACAUAGACAUGAAAUGCGAAAGAAGUCCCCCUUGUCUUGUUUUGCCUCUCAGCUUGUUGAGGCGGCCUAAUUGAAUGAAGGUUUCUCAAGCUGCUUUGUUGAUGCUUUGGGUUUUAAGAUGAAAUUAUCAAUCUAAUGGGGAAAAAAAUAUAAACAUAUUGAUCACAAUUGAAACAACUGCAGCAAGCGUUAAAGAGUAUCUUGAACCACAAAAACUCAAAGCAUUCCAAAUGUAACUUGAGAAGCCAGUUGUGCAUUGCAAAACUACAAAUGUCUGAACAUGUUCUCAUCGGAUUAGAAUGUGUGUAUAUGAAAGAGUUAUUUUGGCUACUGCUGACCAGAUCAAUUUAUAAAAUAAGUUAAUAUAUUGUGUCGAAAAUACAAGGGCAUUUUCAAAAGAAGCAUCUGAAAUAUGUGCGCUUCUGUCUGAACUGAACACUCGGGCAAAACCAAAUGAGUGAUGUUCGUCACGACCUGCUCUGAUUUGAAUCUGUAUGUUAUAUUCUUGCAAAAAACUCUGUUUAACUUGCUGGAAGGGCCUGCUGGAUGCUGAACAAGGUACCCGAAUGCACAGGAAAAUAAAGCGUGACAACUGAGAA
This is a messenger RNA of Hippocampus zosterae (dwarf seahorse), 2703 nucleotides long. RefSeq names its product cyclin-I-like. The transcript has 10 exons. Gene Ontology annotation, biological process: regulation of cyclin-dependent protein serine/threonine kinase activity; mitotic cell cycle phase transition. Gene Ontology annotation, molecular function: cyclin-dependent protein serine/threonine kinase regulator activity. The record is from RefSeq and is a predicted model, not a curated record. NCBI's taxonomy places the organism in Eukaryota, Metazoa, Chordata, Actinopteri, Syngnathiformes, Syngnathidae. Bases 279 to 1532 code for a protein of 417 amino acids. Gene Ontology annotation, cellular component: nucleus; cyclin-dependent protein kinase holoenzyme complex; cytoplasm.